Molecule: messenger RNA, 447 nt
Organism: Pseudomassariella vexata
Lineage: Eukaryota; Fungi; Ascomycota; Sordariomycetes; Amphisphaeriales; Pseudomassariaceae
Exons: 2
Coding region: 1-447 (148 amino acids)
Source: RefSeq, a predicted model, not a curated record
AUGUCCAUAAAGAGACCCCUUAAUCACAUUACCGAGCAUAUGGAAGAGCUCUCAAUUUUUUCCUUGCCAAAGGCUGUAGAUGGAGUCGAAGGCCAAGAUGUUUGCGGCGAGACCUCCAGAGAUGUAUUGGACGAUGACGUGCCAAGUCUGCAAUUCAGCUCACACACUCCGUCGUCUUCGAAGUACGAGGAGGCCGAGAAGAUCACCGGGAGACGCUCAAGCUUGCAGAAUCUCGUCCAGGGCCAGCCGAACGAAGCUUUGAUUCGAGACCUGCACUUGGACAAGGAUUCGGAACCUUCUCAGUUUCUGAAAAGAACUUCGAAUCAGUUUGCCGAGGUCUGCAAAGGCCAAUACCGAGUGAUAUCGUUUUACGAGCUGCAGAAGAGUCCGAUUUUGGAAAGGACUAGUGGCACACAGUCCACUGGCGGAGCCCUAGUUACUCCGUAA